GGAACGCUGAACGCCAUCCUCAAGUCAGAGACAGAUACAGAGACUUUAACGGGGCUGGGGCGACUGGGCUGUCCACCUGCUCCCCGCUCAGAAUAUUUACUUGAUGGUAACCCGAGCCCGAGGAUGGUUCUGUCCCAUCAGGACUCAGGUGACACGUUACAGACUGGCAAUGAUCUGCCCUGUUCAUACGCUACAGGGACAGAGAUGAUACCUGGUGACAUGACUGUGGGCUUAGAUACACAGACUAAUCCAAUGGGAGCGGACUGGAACCAGUACAGUAGUAGUGUAUAUUCUGAAGGGUUCCUAGAUAAGAAAGGCGAGGGUCUGGUCGUAGAUGAGGUGACUGUGAAAGUGGAGGGCGAUGCUCCUCUGACAUGGAAUGCAGACGAGACUCACUUAGGAAAACAGGGAAACACCAGUGACUUCUUAGACCACAGGGAAAGCUUAGAGACAAAUCUAAAUGUCGCCACCCACUCACCUUUACACGCACUCAGGGAUCGCGACCCAGUGUCCACGUCCUUGGCACCAUCCGAUUCACACAGCAGCGUCUUUUUCGAUCAGGUAUUGAACUCAAAGGACCAAAGGGCCAAGGCUCAGGGAGGGGGAGCAACAACAGGCGGUAAAGAGAAGCGGUUCCUCUGCAUGUUCUGUAACAAAGGCUUCAGCUGCCCUCAGAAGGUGGAGAUCCACCAGAGGGUCCACACAGGGGUGAAACCCUUCAAUUGUACCCAGUGUCACAUGCGCUUCGCCCAGGCCUGCAACCUGAAGAGGCACCAGAGGGUCCACACAGGGGAGAAACCUUACAGCUGCCCCCAGUGUGAGAAGAGGUUCUCCCACCAGCACCAUCUGAAGAUGCACCUAAAUGUUCAUACGGGAGAAAUGCCAUUUGCCUGUACGUACUGCGGAAAGAGGUUCUCAGAUAGGAGCUACCUCAGGAUACAUCAGCAGAAAAACCAUUCCACUCUAUAACAUAGGAAGUAACCAUUCCACUCAUUAGCUUCUGACAUUUAGAUCAAACCCUGCAUUAAAAACAGAUGAAUUUUCAGUGUUGUCAGCAGGAAAGAUCCACAGAUACCUUUGGAAUAAUGAGAGUAACAGAUUUCAGUGUUGAAUAUUCCUGGGUAGAAUAUUGCAUCCAGACAUUGUGUGAUAUAUUUAAGCAUAACAAGUCUGUUACAUAUUGUGUUUGUACUGUGUAGGCUAUAUGUUGUUCACAAAUGCUUAUUUCUUUGAUCCAUUCAACUACUUACACUGAACAAAAAUACAAGGGCAACAAUUUCCAAGAUUUUACUGACUUUCAUAUAAGGAAAUCGUUCAAUUUUAAAUAAAUAAAUUAGUCUAUGGAUUUCACAUGACUGGGCAGGGGCGCAGCCAUGGAUUGGCCUGGGAGGGCAUAAGCUCACCCACUGGGGAGCCAGGCCCAGGUAAUCAGAAUUAGUUUUCCCCCACAAAAGGGCUUUAUUACAGACUGAAACACUCAUCAGUUUCAUCAGCUUUCCAGGUGGCUGUUCUCAGACUAUCCCGCAUGUGAAGAAGCCAGAUGUGGAGGUCCUGGGCUAGCAAUGUUUACACGUGGUCUGUGGUUGUGAGGCCAGUUGGACGGACUGCUAAAUUCUCCAACAUUGGAGGCGGCUUAUGGUAGAGAAAUUAACAUUUAAUUAUCUGGCAACAGCUCUGGUUGACAUUCCUGCAGUCAGCAUGCCAAUCGCACUCUCCCUCAAAAAUGUAGACAUCUGUGGCAUUGUGUUGUGUGACAAAACUUCACAUUUUAGUGGCCUUUUAUUGUCCCCAGCACAAGGUGCACCUUUGUAAUGAUCAUUCUGUGUCAUCAAAUUCUUGAUUUGCCACACCUGGAUUAUCUUGGCAAAGGAAAAAUGCUCACUAACAGGGGAUGUAAACACAUUUGUGCACAAAAUUUGAGACAAAUAAGCUUCGUGUGCAUAUGAAACAUUUCAGGGAUCUUGUAUUUCAGCUCAUGAACCACGGGACCAACACAAGUUGAGUUUAUAUUUUUGUUCGGUGUGACAAAAUUGCCACCAGAGACUCUAUAUGUAUAUAUGUGUGGUUUUCAUAUGGUGUAUUCAAAAUGUUUAUUUUUAAUGAACACAAAAUGGGACUUUUCGUUCUAAGAGUUUCAACGAGGCUCUCUUUAGCAGUUGUGGAAAAAGUACCCAAAUGUCAUACGAAAUGUUAGCGUGCACUGCGCCCGGCCCACCACAGGAGUCGCUGGUGCGCGAUGAAACAAGGAUAUCCCUACCGGCCAAACCCUCCCUAACCCGGACGACGCUAGGCCAAUUGUGCGUCGCCCCACGGACCUUCAGAUCGCAGCCGGCUGCGACAGAGCCUGGGCGCGAACCUCUGGUGGCACAGCUAGCGCUGCGAUGCAAUGCCCUAGACCACUGCUCCACCCGGGAGGCCCCAAAUGUCAUACUUGAGUAAAAGUAAAGAUACCUUCAUAGAAAAUGGCUCAAGUGAAAGUCACCCACUACUUGAGUGAAAGUAUUUGGUUUUAAAUAUACUUAUGUUUCAAAAGUAAUUUACAAACAAAGCAUGUAUUUAGUGCUUCCACCAGAUCAAAGGCAGUAGGGAUGACCAGGGACGUUCUCUUGAUAAAUGUAGGAAUUUGGCAAUUUUCCUGUCCUGCUAACGAGUACUUUUGGGUGUCAGGGAAAAUGCAUGGCGUUAAAGUACAUUCUUUUCUUUAGGAAUGUUGUGGAGUUAAAGUAAAAGAUGUCAAAUAUAAAUGGUAAAGUGCAGAUAAGCAAAAAAUCGCCCGCGCAGUCAUGGGUGAACAGGGAGUAUAGGAGGGAACUAAGCACACACCCCUGAGGGGCCCCCGUGUUGAGGGUCAGCGUGGCGGAUGUGCCUACCCUCACCACCUGGGGACUGUCCGUCAGGAAGUUCAGGAGAGGGGAGAUGUUCACAAUAUACAGUGCAUUCGGAAAGUAUGUUUUCUUAUGUACUUUACACCACUUCUUUAGUAUACAAUCACAUCUGAUCUCACCCUAUUCUGCAUACACCCAACAGCACUUUAUAACCAUUACACAUAAGGCCUACUAUAUAUACCUACAAAUCAAAUGUUAUUUGUCACAUUAAAUGUGCUUUGUAAAUAAAAGGUGUAGACUAACA
Molecule: messenger RNA, 3129 nt
Organism: Oncorhynchus nerka (sockeye salmon)
Lineage: Eukaryota; Metazoa; Chordata; Actinopteri; Salmoniformes; Salmonidae
Product: zinc finger and SCAN domain-containing protein 5B-like
Exons: 1
Coding region: 124-969 (281 amino acids)
Biological process (GO): regulation of transcription by RNA polymerase II
Molecular function (GO): RNA polymerase II cis-regulatory region sequence-specific DNA binding; DNA-binding transcription factor activity
Source: RefSeq, a predicted model, not a curated record